Messenger RNA from Insectozyma verbasci, 1083 nucleotides. The record is from the annotation of a GenBank genome assembly. NCBI's taxonomy places the organism in Eukaryota, Fungi, Ascomycota, Pichiomycetes, Serinales, Debaryomycetaceae.
AUGAAUUUAUCAAAUCAUUUACAACUAAUUACGGAUCCGUCAGAUUUCAAAAAUACAAAAUUACCAAUAUUAUCAGAAUUAGAUUUAUUGAAACGUUGUUAUAUAUGUAAAGAAUUUUUUAAAGCACCUGUUAUAACUUCAUGUAAUCAUACAUUUUGUUCGCAAUGUAUUCGAGAAUACUUGAUAUCAAAUAAUUUAUGCCCAUUAUGUAAAACUGAAGUAUUUGAAAGUAGUUUGAAAAGAGAUGUAUUAUUGGAAGAGAUAGUAUUAUGUUAUAAAGAAAUUCGUCCCUAUUUGUUAAAAUUAAUCAAAAAUGAAGAACAGAAUGAAGCCAACGGCACUCAUGAAAAUAAUGGCAAACGAAAACAAGAAGAGAAAGAAGUUCAAGUGGUGAAGAAACCAAAAGUAGAGGAUCCAAAUCUAGUCGAAUGUCCGGUGUGUAAUCAAUUACUCCCGAUGGAAACAUUGCAAAAUACAAAUCAUAUAGAUGAAUGUGGAUUAAAAAGAACAGUUGCAUCAAGAUUAAGAACAAGAAACACAAGCAAACCAUCAUCAAUAUCGUCAUUUUUCAAAUCAAGUCCAAAUGAAUCACCACCAUCGUCACCAAACAACAACCCAAACACAGUUCCAACUAAAUUGGGCCACGAUGAGUAUUAUUUCAAUUCAAAGACAAACGUACCGAUCAAGAGACUAGCAAAACUAGAUUAUUCAUCAUUAACUACUCCCAAAUUGAAAGAAAAAUUAUCAGCAUUGACAUUACCCAUAAAUGGAAAUCGAAAUCAGUUGGAAUUAAGAUAUAAUGAAUACUUUGUUCUUUUUAAUUCAAAUUUGGAUAGUAAUAGACCAGUGUCUGAAAAAGUACUUCUACAGAAAUUGCAGAAAUGGGAAAGUUCACACCUGGCAUUCAAAAUUGUAAGAAAUUCAAUUAGUAAAUCAAUUACUGAUAAGAAUUUUCUGGUUAAGGAAUGGAUGGAUGAAUAUUCUGAUGAAUUUAAAGAGUUAGUUAAACUGGCAAAACAAUCAAUGAAGAAAUCUAAAGAAGUUAAACCUGAAGAAAAUGGUGAUAAUGAUGAAAUGAAGUAA